CAGCGCUGUUAAACACGUGAGCCUCAUGUGACAGAGGUAGGUCAGGCUGAGAGGAGAGUCAGAGGGUUUAUUUAACUCGUCGCUUCGAACUCCACCACUUUCCCCCAAAAGCGUCGUUGAGGGAGGCACGGCUUCCUUCUGCGGAGCUACUCCCAUGGAAUAACUUUAAAAAUAAAAUACAAUACAGCGUUUAUAACAAGAACUUUUAAAAUGGCGAAACUGUAAAGAUUUUUMGACUAUUUUUUGGGACAUUUCUUUGCAGUUACAAAUAAGAAAGGCGGUUAAUUUAUUUAUAAACAAAUGCGCGUCUACUUCUGACCUAACUUUUGACCGGAGCUGCGUUAUUAUUAUUAUUAUUUAUUUAUUUAUAUUUUAUUUUUGACCGGAGGACAACAACAAAUGGAGCGAAUUCCGAGCGCGCAGCCACCUCCUCUGUCCAAACACCAGACUGAUCUGUCAGACGUGCAGGGGAUGGAUUUCCAGAUGUAUGUGUAUAAACCCAGGCGAGGAAUGAAGAGAGGAGAAGAGAGCAAAGACACCUACAAGCUGCCUCACAGGCUGAUUGAGAAGAAAAGACGCGAUCGGAUCAACGAGUGCAUCGCUCAGCUGAAAGAUUUAUUACCCGAACACCUGAAACUCACUACUCUGGGCCAUCUGGAGAAGGCUGUGGUUUUAGAGCUCACGCUCAAACAUGUGAAAGCCCUCACGUCUCUCCUGGAGCAGCAGCAGCAGAAGAUCCUGGCUCUGCAGAGCGGCAUGCAUAUCGAGCAGCCACCUGUUAGCCAGGAGAAGUCCGAAGAGAUGUUUCGCUCUGGCUUCCACCUGUGCGCCAAGGAGGUUCUUCAGUAUCUCGCCAGUCACGAGUCCGACGAGGACAUAACUCCAUCUCAUGURGUCAACCACCUUCAAAAAGUAGCUGCUGAAGUUCUGAGUCUGCCCCGACCCCGCACCCCCGUCAGCCCUCGACCCGAGGAGACCCCGGCCUACCAGCAGCACCAACCUCACGAGGAGACGUCGGCGAGCUUACCCCCGAAGCCCACGGAGGGCUAUGGGAGGAACUGCGUGCCCGUCAUCCAGCGAGCGUACGCGCCGCUGAGCGGCGAGCAGAGCGGCAGCGAUACGGACACAGACAGUGGCUACGGGGGAGAGCUGGAGAAAGGCGAAGUGGGCGCUCUGCAGGGCCGUGCAGAUUAUUACGGUCAGGAGAGCCAGCUGAAGCGACCACAGAGCUCCGGCAUCAAGCGGGAGGACGACGGCCCUCGCCACAAACGGCCCCGCGUCGAGUCCUCCGAGGACGAGCUGCUGUCGGGCGGAGAGUCGUCGAUCUCGUCCUCCUCCAGCGGCUACGGUAGCUACAUGAGCGUUUCCCCCACCCACCCUCCUCCUCCACCCCCACCACACCCACUCUGCAUGCCCUUCUACCUCAUUCCACCCUCCGCUGCAGCCUACCUGCCGAUGCUGGAGAAGUGCUGGUAUCCUGGAGGCGUGCCCAUGCUGUACCCCGGCGUGGGAGGCUCCUCACCCUCCAUGUCCGGUGAGAGACCGCCCCCACCUCAGCUGGUGCUGUCCCCCCGAGGAGGUUCACCGGCCCCAGCCGUWUCUCAGACCCCCAUGGACUCUCCCGCCCUCCUUCAGGCACUGAGGCAGGUACCACCUCUCAACCUGGAAACCAAAGAGUAAAAUGAUGAAGGAACAAAUGAAGGGACUGUGUUCUCUUUAGUAGCCAGAGACAAAGCCAGCGAUGGGAUGGAGAACACGAGAAAGCUGUUCACAAUCAUCCACCUCUUCUCUUCAUGACUUGUAGACAUGAUCACGCAGAGAACGGUUCGGAGCUGCAUCUAAACCCCCCCCCCACAGGGAGGAGUGCAAGACGCUCCGGGUGAAUGUUUUAAAACUCAGUGGUGUUCCUCUUUACUGAUGUAUCAUAAACAACACUGCCCUUUGUGCACACACACAAAUAUAUGUUGAUUGAAUGUAAAGAAAGAAAUGUUUUAGAUGCUGCUGUGGAGGUGUAAACCACGCAUCCUGCGUGUAGACGUUGCGAUAAAGACUCACCUCGUUGUACUCUAGAAACCUUUGCACCAAAYUAGCCGUAAUUAGUCACCCAAGUUUGUUGCCUAUGUCCUUCGCUCACCAUUCUGAUAACUGGAACACGCCCUUUGAGCCAGACAUCACCAUGACUGGCACCAGAAAACUCAAGGAUGUUCUGAAAGUGUAUACAGACGGGUUUUAGCAAACAACCUCGGUGGAUGAAGGGAUAGGCCACCACAUGGCCAAAGCGAGUGUCUUGUAUUUUAUUUUUUGACAGCCAGUUGAGAUAAAUUUCUAUAAUUAAUGUCCAUAAACUUAUUGUACAUUUCUAUUUUUGAUACCUGUUCUUGCACUCUGCCCACCCAGACAGGAAGUGAAGAGGGAGAGUAAAGUGUGCGGACGAUGUCGUGUACAUUCUGUAGCACUAUGCUGGACCUACUCGACGUGUUUCUGCUCAAGUCAAACCCGGUGUUUGUUCUUGCUGUUGCCUUUUUACUUGUGAAAAAAAAAGGCAGAUAAACUGCAGAUGUGUUUUUUUUCUCCUGUAAUGUAUGAAUACUGGAGUUGGAGAAGUAAAGAGGGGAGAUGUGAAUGUAAGUUUUACCAGAAAACUAGUUUUCUAUAGAGAGUGGUACUUAAGGUUUUAUAUUUUGGGACCUAAAGAGAGAUGUCUGAUGUACAUAUUUUGUCUAUAAAUGUUGAUAUAUAUCAUAUAAGUGUAUUAAUAAAGUUAUUUUUCCCAUGGA
Austrofundulus limnaeus is the source of this 2777-nucleotide messenger RNA. Its product is annotated as class E basic helix-loop-helix protein 40. The transcript is spliced from 5 exons. NCBI's taxonomy places the organism in Eukaryota, Metazoa, Chordata, Actinopteri, Cyprinodontiformes, Rivulidae. Gene Ontology annotation, molecular function: DNA binding; protein dimerization activity. The coding region runs from base 400 to 1680 and encodes 426 amino acids. Gene Ontology annotation, biological process: regulation of DNA-templated transcription. The record is from RefSeq and is a predicted model, not a curated record.